Trametes versicolor FP-101664 SS1 is the source of this 747-nucleotide messenger RNA. RefSeq lists its product as uncharacterized. The coding region runs from base 1 to 747 and encodes 248 amino acids. The record is from RefSeq and is a predicted model, not a curated record. Lineage: Eukaryota; Fungi; Basidiomycota; Agaricomycetes; Polyporales; Polyporaceae. The transcript is spliced from 3 exons.
AUGGCGCAGCGUCCCUCGCUGAAGGGCAAGCUCCAGGCGGAGCGCAGAGCGAUGUUCGCGGACGGCGCGUCCCCGUCUGACGCAGAUUACGACCGCUUCCUGGACAAAGUCCGAAACACGCCAGGAUACGAAUUCUACACUAGCAAGACGCACUCGAACUACAGGUCGAGGUUGCGUCCGAGGCGCGAGGCGAUCGCGGCGCGGCGCGUGUCUCAGAGUGUCCAGGCAACGCAAGACGACGCGUCCGAGGGCGCGGUAGGGCGGGAAAACGACGCACACACGGCCCACUGGCAGCAGUGGGAGGGCGUCGGCAAUCACGCCCCUCCCACCACCCCAACCUCCGACGCGAGCUCGUCUACGUCUUCCGAUCGCGCACCGUUCCCUGGCCUCGACGACACGACGGCCGCCGAGCUCGCAUAUGGCACGCUCGCGAUGCGCGCCCCGGACGUGUUUGCGCAGAUGCACGCCGCGCGGGAUCCAACGGUGACGCAAUUCGAGCAGUGGGCGGCGGCCUCGGGCCUCCCCGCCGUCGAGCUUUUCGGUAUGUUCAUCGGGUUCCGUGAGGGGCGCGUCGGCCUGCCUCCUGGGGUCCCAGGCGUCGCUCGUGAGUACGAUGAUCGCGGGUGUAUCGGCUCGGGCGUUGUGGGAGCAGAGCCUCCUGCGACUGCUUGCGGGAUGUGGGGUGAGACUUCCCCUGUUUACUCUGGCCCUUUUCAGGUCCCGUACGAUUUCGCGCACUCGUUCUGA